CUUCCAGAGCCUCUUCUCACAUUCUCACUCUAUCAAGAGUUCCUCUCAUUUGCCAAGGAAGCUACGAGGUAUCUGCCGUGCGAUUUAAGCACUGCUACUAACGACAAGGAAAUGAAAGCUAGAGAAUUACUGAAGAGAUUGAGAGAGUUGAUAUACAGACUACCUGAGCAAAACCAACUGACACUCGCUAGACUAAUGUACCAUUUACACAGAGUUAGUAGUCCAGAGCAUGUUAAGACUAACUGUAUGCCUCCCAGUAACAUUGGCAUUGUGUUUGGACCUAAUCUACUGCAACAAAGAGAGAUGAUCCCAUCACUUGAAUUACUAGCUAACAUGAGUUAUCAAGCAAAAGUUGUAGAAAUAAUGGCUGCUCAUGUUCACGAUAUAUUUAAUGUUAGUGAGGAGGAGUUGAAACUAUUAGAGAAUGAGUCGAUUGAAGAUGAAGGAAAUGAGAGAUUCGUUGGAGAAGAGGAUGUGCCACACACUCAAAGCAAAACACGUAAGUUAGAAAAUAAGCAUGAGCUAUAUAAG
Messenger RNA from Amphimedon queenslandica, 531 nucleotides. Its product is annotated as minor histocompatibility protein HA-1-like. The annotation marks the transcript as partial. The record is from RefSeq and is a predicted model, not a curated record. Gene Ontology annotation, molecular function: GTPase activator activity. The transcript has 5 exons. NCBI's taxonomy places the organism in Eukaryota, Metazoa, Porifera, Demospongiae, Haplosclerida, Niphatidae. Gene Ontology annotation, biological process: signal transduction; activation of GTPase activity.